CAUUAUAAGGUGCCUGAUGAUAUGGUUGAGCUAGGGAAGGCGGUACUGACUAGGGCUUGUCAGAGGUUGACAAGGCAACAGUGGUACAAUCAGAAGCAUACCCGCAUCGGGCACUUCAAGGCUGAGCAGGGCACGAGGGUCAAGAAAGCUGACAAUAUCAGGGACGAUCCUCAGAUGACAAAGGAAGAUUACUUCAAGGUUAUGCCCCUAUGGUGCGAGAAUAAGGAAGACGCAUUUGAGGCCUUGGUAGCGAGGUGGGUUGGCGAAGACGCCGACUUCAACGCCAAGAGCGCGCGCAACAAGGCAAACCGGGCACUCGGAGGAACACACAGUGCGGGAAGCCGCAACGACGAGCGCUACAGGAAGCACAAGGUACAUAUAUACAUGGAACAACUUGCAUUUAUUUCCCCUCAUAUUACUACUUGA
This is a messenger RNA of Lolium perenne, 426 nucleotides long. NCBI's taxonomy places the organism in Eukaryota, Viridiplantae, Streptophyta, Magnoliopsida, Poales, Poaceae. The record is from RefSeq and is a predicted model, not a curated record.